AAGAGGCGGCUGGCACCGAUAGAAUGGAACUUAAGUUCAAGGUGGAGGCCGAGAGAAGCUCGCGCAUAAAGCUGUUUGUUCAAGGGGGGAGGAAGAUCAUGCUCGACGCUCUCUCGCAGAAGCUGGAUUCCACCGAGAGAAUCUAUUUCAUCGAUCCAAGGUCGCUGCUCUUGAGUGGAAUCGUGUUGGGUGACGCGAAUUCUCUCGUGCAAAAAGGAAACUGGCUGGGACAAGCAGUGGCAGUGAAGAAGUGUGGCGAUGGUUUUCGCUACUGCAGAGAGGCCGGGGUCUUCCAGCACUUCCAGCCGUCCCACCCGAACGUGAUACAAGUCUUGGGAGAGUCCGAGGUUCCGGAAACAAAGGAGAAACUCCUCGUCAUGGAGGAGAAGAACAGCGAUCUAAAGAGAUACUUUCACUCUUCCGGCCCGAUCACGCAACUUCAAGCGGUGGACUUUCUGAUCCAGAUCGCUGGUGCGAUGGUUUACCUGCACGGCAAAGGCGUUUGCUACCGAGACCUCAAGCUCGAGAACAUCAUGAUCGACGUCCAGUAUCUGGAGCUCACUUUGGCGGACUUUGGCCACUCAAAGCCACGCUUUGAUCCUCUGGGAGACAACACUUGUCCCGUUGGAACUGUCAGCUACAUGGCCCCGGAAGUUCUCGCUGGGAUAACCUCCGGACAGGAUCCCGGCUAUGGCUUCAGCGUGGACGUCUUCAGCUUUGGGAUCGCUUGCUCCGAGAUUGUGUCUGGACAGCCUCUGGAGCUGACGGUCCCUCUAACAAGGGAGGAACGAAUCGAGCGAUUGCGGCGCGGAGAGAGACCUUCGCUUCCAGAGUCUUGCCACCAGAAGCUCAAGAAGCUCAUCACGCAGUGCUGGGAUUUUUCGCCGAAGAACCGACCGACUUUCGAGGUGAUCUACGAGAAACUCUGGGAGAUCAAAGAAGAGCUCUUGGCUGGAAGCCCCGCUAGCACGGACCCGGGAGAAGCUGCGCCGGCCUCUGAGAUCCAAGCCGCUGGGAUCCAAAACCUGGCAAUCACUGGAGCAAACACGGUGGGAAGCAAAUCGACAGCAACUUGGCAGUACGUGAACGACACGAGCUUCUGCGUGGUUGGGUGGCAAAGAUACAGAGAUCUAGAGUCCGAGGAGCCCCAGCUAUCCUGGAAAGUCUCGCUCACAUCAGGGACUUCGAGCGAUUACACCAUCACUCCCGACGAUCUCGACCGGCACGUUGGCGUGAUUUGCUUGCCGCUGGCUCUGGUCGAUGGGAAGAUCGUGCCAAGGCAACAGGCUCGCUUCACUCACGGAGCUCUCGUCUCGCAAGAUCCGGCGAUGGCGAGGGAGAUGGAGAGGCACUUGAGGAAGGAACACGUUGCUUUCGACAUCACCGUCGACCGCCGGAAGAUCAAGCUCAACCUCUGCCACACCGACUACCAUCUCGUGUGGCAUAUGGGAAGCACCAAGAACUUCCGCGGCCAGUUUGUUCGUGGAGACGUGAGCGUCGAGGUGGUGGGCGAUUGCUCCAUGGUGAUCUCCAAGGCCAGCCAGAGCCAGAGAAGCACGAUCGACUUCAAGGAUUCUUACAGGAGGAACUUAGCAGUGCUUCUGAUUCGCCAUUUUUUGGAAUCCAGUCCUUCCCAAAAUGGAUUGGACCACAUUCCAACCCGGAAUACUUGGUAGGAUAGAGACUAUAUCGAUGUAAAUGAUCUUUAUAUUGGAUGUAAAAAUCAGGGAAUGACAAUGACAAUAGAAAGAACAAAAUGACAAUAGAAA
Selaginella moellendorffii is the source of this 1769-nucleotide messenger RNA. RefSeq names its product probable LIM domain-containing serine/threonine-protein kinase DDB_G0286997. Gene Ontology annotation, biological process: protein phosphorylation. Gene Ontology annotation, molecular function: protein kinase activity; ATP binding. The coding region runs from base 24 to 1676 and encodes 550 amino acids. The transcript has a single exon. NCBI's taxonomy places the organism in Eukaryota, Viridiplantae, Streptophyta, Lycopodiopsida, Selaginellales, Selaginellaceae. The record is from RefSeq and is a predicted model, not a curated record.